AUGCGGGACGCGGCGGAGGACGACUCCGACUCGCCGCCGUCGCAGAUGUCGGAGGACGACCCCGGCGGAGAGGGCGGCGGCGGGGACAGGUGGGAGCCGGAUCUGAGGGGCGGCAACGGCGGGGGCGGGAGGUGGGCGCCGCCGGACCAGGUGCUGGAGAACGUGCUCGAGACCGUGCUCGAGUUCCUCACCGCCGCGCGGGACCGCAACGCCGCCUCGCUCGUCUGCCGCUCCUGGUACCGCGCUGAGGCGCAGACGCGCCGCGAGCUCUUCAUCGGCAACUGCUACGCCGUCUCGCCGCGACGCGCCGUCGAGCGCUUCGGAGGCCUGCGCGCCGUCGUGCUCAAGGGCAAGCCCCGCUUCGCGGACUUCAGCCUCGUGCCCUACGGCUGGGGCGCCUACGUCUCCCCCUGGGUGGCCGCGCUCGGGCCCGCGUACCCGCGCCUCGAGCGCAUCUGCCUCAAGCGGAUGACCGUCGCCGAUGAAGACCUCGCACUCAUCGCCAAGUCCUUCCCGUUCUUCAGGGAGCUCUCGCUCGUGUGCUGCGAUGGCUUCAGCACGGUCGGGCUCGCCGUCAUCGCCGAGCGCUGCCGGCAUCUUCGCGUGCUGGAUCUGAUUGAAGAUUACCUUGAGGGUGAAGAGGACGGGCUGGUGGAUUGGAUCUCCAAGUUCUCAGAGUCCAACACCUCUCUGGAGUCACUUGUCUUCGACUGCGUCAGCGUCCCCUUCAACUUUGAGGCCCUGGAGGCACUUGUUGCACGCUCACCGGCUUUGCGCCGGUUGCGUGUCAACCACCAUGUGUCAGUAGAGCAGCUGCGCCGUCUCAUGGCAAGAGCACCCCAGCUCACGCACUUUGGAACUGGUGCAUUCCGAUCUGAGGGUGCCCCCGAUGGGGGUUUGGCUGUGACUGAGCUUGCUACAUCUUUUGCUGCAGCCAGGUCUCUCGUUUGUCUAUCAGGUUUCCUGGAGGUCAAUCCACAAUAUCUCCCAGCGAUCUACCCUGUUUGUGCCAAGCUCACCUCACUAAACUUCAGCUUUGCAAACCUAACCGCUGCAGAACUCAAGCCAGUUAUUCGCAACUGCACCAAUCUUCGCACUUUCUGGGUCCUUGAUACUGUGGAUGAUGAAGGCCUACGUGCUGUGGCUGAUACAUGCUCUGAUCUCCGUGAGCUGAGAGUUUUUCCUUUGGAUCCCUCUGAAGAUUCUGAGGGUUCGGUCUCAGAUGUUGGUCUUCAGGCAAUCUCAGAAGGCUGCCGGAAGCUAGAAUCAAUCCUCUACUUUUGCCAGCGGAUGACAAAUGAAGCAGUAAUUGCUAUGUCGAAGAACUGUCCUGAGCUUGUAGUGUUCCGCCUCUGUAUUAUGGGCCGCCACCGCCCUGACCGGAUCACUGGGGAUCCCAUGGAUGAAGGUUUUGGCGCAAUUGUGAUGAACUGCAAGAAACUCACCAGGCUUUCAGUCUCUGGCCUGCUUACUGAUAAAGCCUUUGCAUACAUUGGAAAAUAUGGGAAGCUAAUAAAGACCCUGUCUGUUGCCUUUGCUGGGAAUAGUGACAUGUCCCUCCAAUAUGUAUUCGAGGGAUGCACUAAGUUGCAGAAGCUUGAGGUCAGAGAUAGCCCUUUCAGUGACAGGGGGUUGCUCUCAGGAAUGAACUACUUCUACAAUAUGAGGUUCUUAUGGAUGAACUCAUGCAGGCUAACCAUGAGGGGCUGUAAAGAUGUAGCUCAGCAAAUGCAAAAUUUGGUGGUUGAAGUAAUUAAGGACCACUCUGAAGAUGAAGGGGAGGCUGAGAUUGUUGACAAGUUGUACUUGUAUCGGUCACUGGCAGGACCGAGGACUGACGCUCCACCAUUUGUUACCCUCUUGUAG
Messenger RNA from Miscanthus lutarioriparius, 1866 nucleotides. Lineage: Eukaryota; Viridiplantae; Streptophyta; Magnoliopsida; Poales; Poaceae. The record is from the annotation of a GenBank genome assembly.